Molecule: messenger RNA, 816 nt
Organism: Saccharomyces kudriavzevii IFO 1802
Lineage: Eukaryota; Fungi; Ascomycota; Saccharomycetes; Saccharomycetales; Saccharomycetaceae
Gene: DCI1
Product: putative dodecenoyl-CoA isomerase DCI1
Exons: 1
Coding region: 1-816 (271 amino acids)
Biological process (GO): fatty acid beta-oxidation
Cellular component (GO): peroxisomal matrix
Source: RefSeq, a predicted model, not a curated record
AUGAGCGAACGUGUAGAUUAUCACAUAGAUGGUCAUUUUUUCAUCAUUAAGUUGAAUGAUCCAAAACAUUUAAAUUCCUUGACAUUCGAAGAUUUCAUCUACAUUGCCCUGCUAUUACAGAAGGCAAAUACCAUUGAUUCUGUUUUAUUCACAGUUCUACAAAGCUCAGGCAAAUAUUUCUCCUCAGGGGGAAAAUUUUCGGCGGUAAAUGAGUUAAAUGGGGAAGAAGGUGGGAAUGAAGUGGAGAAAACUUCAAAGCUGGUAUCCGCUAUAAGCUCUCCUAAUGUGUUUGUCGCAAAUGCAUUUGCAACACAUAAAAAGAUUUUGAUAUGCUUCUUGAAUGGGCCUGCCAUUGGCCUUAGCGCGUCGUUGGUGGCCCUUUGUGAUAUAGUUUAUUCCCAGAAUGAUUCAGUAUUUCUUCUUUUCCCCUUCACGAAUCUUGGUUUUGUUGCGGAAGUGGGCGCUUCAGUCACUUUGAUUCAAAAACUUGGAAUUAACUCUGCCAAUGAACAUAUGAUUUUUAGCUCACCGAUUUCAUUCAAGGAGUUACUAGGAACGAUCGUAACUAAGAAUUACCAGUUAAACGACACUGAAACCUUCAACAAAAAUGUUCUUGAAGAUCUAAAACAAAAUGUUAGGUGGCUUUAUCCGAAAAGUAUAUUGGGUAUGAAGGACUUGCUGCACAAUCAAAUGAAGCAAGAACUCAUCAAAUCUCAGGCAAUGGAGACCAACGGCACCUUACCUUUUUGGGCAAGUGGUGAACCAUUCAAAAGAUUUCAGCAACUUCAAAAGGGAAAUAGGCGUCACAAGCUAUAG